GGGUGCAGCGUUGCCACCAACAGGACGGGAUUAAAAAAAACACACACAGCGAGCAACAUCACCUGCGGAGAGAAAACACCGCUUGUUACACUGGAUUCCCCCCGUGGCUUUGGAAACAGACACCCUCCACGUUGCUGUGCUUUGGUUAUUUAGGAGAAGCGUUGGAUAUAUGGGAGGAAAUCCUUAAGUGUGUCUCGGUGUAUUGUCACAGGGAAAGGGGCGCCCAAAUCUGUCCCUCUUGAGAACGGGACCUUUUUGGAGCUCAAAGCAACAACAAUGGACUGCUUCUCCACUGGGAACUCUCUCCUGGCGCCGAGCACACACACAUGGGACUGUAGCGUGUCAAACAAAGGCGACAUCUGUCUGUUUAGUUGUUAAACAGUGUUUAGUGUGUCGGCGGUCGGAGCCCGUGAUGCCCGCGAGGAACAGGUACAACCUGGUGGACGAUGUGGCGGACUCGAGGGUGCCGCUGCACAAUGAGGAGGCGUACCAGCAUGGGAUUUCUUUCCAAGCCAAGUAUGUGGGGAGUCUGGACGUGCCCAGGCCUAACAGUCGGAUGGAGAUCGUGGCAGCCAUGAGGAGAAUCAGGUAUGAAUUCAAGGCCAAGAGCAUCAAGAAGAAGAAAGUCAGCAUUGUGGUGUCUGUGGACGGAGUGAAGGUGAUUCUGAGGAAGAAACAGAAGAGGAAAGAAUGGACAUGGGAUGAGAGCAAGAUGCUGAUCAUGCACGAUCCCAUUUACAGGAUUUUCUACGUUUCUCAUGACUCCCAGGACUUAAAGAUCUUCAGCUACAUCGCAAGAGACGGUUCCAAUAAUUCCUUCAGAUGUAAUGUCUUCAAGUCAAAGAAGAAGACGCAGGCCAUGCGUAUUGUGCGCACAGUGGGUCAGGCCUUUGAAGUGUGCCAUAAGCUCAGUCUGCAGCAUGCUGAGCAGGAUGCAGACGGACAGGCGGAUGGAGAGAGUGACAAGUCUGCAGAGGAAUCCAGCAGCCACGGUCGUAAGCUGACGGGUGCAGAGCGAGGGGAGGAAGAGGAGGACAGCAAAGUUGCAGGAAGACGAGGAGGAGAAGAUCCUUCAGCUGGCACUUCACUGUGUGAAAAGGCAGUCAGUGAAAUUCUGCAGAGUCUGGCUGAGCUGAAUGUGGUCAAACCGGGACAGACCAUAAUGGACUUUGAUCGAAGGUCCCUCUUCACUGUGACGUCCCAAGGCAUUACUCCCAGCAGCCCUUGCUCUCGCUCUCUCACUCCGCUGGCAUCACAGCACUACCUGCAGCUUCUUCAGCAGCAGCUGCAGCAGCAACAGCAGCACACACAGGUGGCCGUAGCACAGGUGCAGCUGUUGAAGGAUCAGAUGGCAGCAGAGACCGCUGCUCGGAUGGAGGCUCAGGCCCGCGUCCACCAGCUGCUGCUGCAGAACAGGGACUUGCUGCAGCACCUGGCCCUGCUCGUGCAGCAGCUGAAAGAGCUGGAGGCCCGCUCCCCGAAAACACAGCCAGGACAGUCACAACAGGAGCCUCAGGCUAAUGGACACAAUGGUCAGCUGUCACCAGCCAGCUCUGUGUCCACAUCAGCAAAGGCUCUGUCUCUGAAUCUGAAGAACCACUACAGCCAGACCCUGGACCAGCUCAUCACCUCCACACCUGCAUGGCCACUCCAAACCUCACCACUCUCCCCCACCCAAGUGGACUGCGCUGAGUCCUACCUGAACCUGCUCAACCUGGAGAACAGCACUGAACCAGGCGCGCCAGUCAACGGAGACCUGGACCUCUUUAUCAGGACCAAUGGGACAGCUGACAGCAAGAAGAGCUCCUGCAAUGAGAUCGUCCCAUUGACGUUACGAAACUCCGCCAACAUGAAUGAAAAGUAUAAACAGAUAAUCCCCAAAAUUGACCCUCCACCCUCCAUGAACCGCAAGCGGGCCAGCAGGACUUUGUCUCCAGGAUCUGAAGUCACAGCUGUGCCCCCACACGGAGAGGUCACCGCUAAUGACGGGGCCCCCAGCCGCAGCAGCAGCCUCUCAUUCCCGGACAUCACCCCGAGCUCCUUGUCAUCCGCUGAUUUCCACUCCCUCAGCAACGGCGAGAGCAGCUCCUGCUCGGCCAGCGAGGACUCUGGUGUCCGCUCCGAGACCAAGUCCCUGCUGUCGCCGCUUCGCGAUGACGACGACCUGUUCGGGGACCGCGGGACAUUUUUAACGGCCUCCAGCGGCUGUGACAGUCCCCUGGAGGAGAGAAGUGAAGCAGUGCUCUCUUCCUCUGAGUCUGCUGAACCCCACACCCUCGCCUCACAUCCGGACACCUGUGAGCACCCACUGCCCUUCUCCUCUCCUAUGAAUGAGACCUGCCUUCACAUCAGUUUCUCUGAGGACGAGCUGCUGGAGAGCAACCAGGAAGACCCUAAUGUCCCACAGCGGAGUUAGGAGGAUGAGCUCAUGGGCCCUUGGAGACCUUUCACUCUGUCCUCCAAUCAGCUUUUAAUGCAAUACUUACUGUCAGACCCUCCUAUGUUUGCACUGGGUUCCAUUUCAGGACCUUUAAUUAUUUCGUCCAGACAUAGCAUAUACCAGUUACUGAUAAAUAAUCUAUUGUAUAAAUUAUUAGCCGAUGGACAGAUUUAGUAUUUUUGUAAUGAAAUUAAUGAUCUAAUUUACUUUUUAGUGACUAGAAUGUUAAGCAGAAUACAUGUAGCAAUUCUUGCACUGUUAAAGUCACACAUAAGUUACCGUAGAAUUCAAAGAAAAUGAGGAUAGACUUUUUAUUUUUGCUAGUAGUCAACCUUAAAACAUUAUUUUGUAUGAUGCUUUGCUGUGGUGCAAACUAUUGUGGGAAAUAUCAUUUUCCGCAGAUUUCACAGGAUGAUCGUGGCAGUCAUGCACAUGCUGGUGAUGUUGGGAAGAGCCUCGCCCUCUGUAAAGCACCUGACUGAAUGAUGGGAAGGAAGGAAAGAACAAGAAAGUCAGAUAAAGGAAAAAGGAAGGAUAGAAGUGAGCAGAUGUAGUUGUGUUUUGGGUUAUGCACACACAUUUGUGGCAGUGUGGUAUGUUUUUUAUUAUUAGAGAUGAGUGGGUUUUAGAAUGUUUCGUGCUGCUUGUAUUUUGUUUUUUUCAGACUUGCAGGCUUUGAAGCAGUGGGGGAAAAUUUUGUGGAAUAUCCGAAUGGAUUUUGUACGCUGUAUUCGCUAGAGUGGUUGUAAUCCUUCAAAAACACUGAAUUUAAGAUAUUUCAGUUUUGAGAAACAGCACAAGGAGAGAGCAUGCACUCCGAAAAUUGAGCUACCGGCUAUUACAGCCUUUGAUUGCGCCUGUCUGAAUAGGGAGAGUGUUAUAAAAUGAACCCUCAGACUCAAUGGGGAGAUAAUUGGGGAAUCACAGAGGACGUUGAAGAAAGACAGCCUGCCAAGUGGAUUUUCUCUGUUCUGCCUCUCACUCUGAGAAAUCCUGAUUUACCAGCAAAUCAGUUUCAUUUAGAGCUGUCAGGAUAGAUUAAGCUGACAUUGUAAAUAUAUCUGUUUUAACUUCAUCAGCGUAUAUCAGUAUACUGUACAGCUACAACAAUCAAUCAAACAAUCAAUCAGUUAGUCCAUCAAUUGUUAAAAACAAUUUUAACAAUCAUUUAAUAAUUUGAAAUAGAUUUAAGGCAGAAAUGACAAAAAAAAGGUUUCAGCUUCUUAAAUGUAAAUAUUUGGUAAAUAUUUACUGGAUUUUCGGAUAUUCACUGAAUAUCUUUGGCUUUUGUCCUGAGAUUUCUGACAUUUUAUAGAUUAAGCGAUGAGUAAUCCCAGAAAAUAAUGGUAGAUAAUAAGAGCAAGCAUUUGUUGCAUGUAGCUGUUUCUUUGUUGCAUGUGGCCAGAUUUUACUGCUUUAUUGUUAGGGGUGUCCCCGACUAAGUAUUUACGUAGUCGAAUCUGAUUUGUAAAAUGUUGCUUAUCCUCAACUGAUAGUCGAAUCAUGUUGUUUUAUUAUGCACCUGUUUUCAGGAUGUCCAUCCAUACGUCCAUCCCAUUCUUGGGAACGUAAUAUCUAAAGCAUGCCUUGAUGGAAUUUCUUCAAAAUUGGCCAAACGUUAAACUGAUUAGCUAUUGUUGGUCAAAAGACAAGGUCACUGUGACCUUGCGUGGGUCUCAUUCUUUGGAGCAUAAUAUUUUAAAAAGGCUUUGAGGGAAUUUCCUCAAAUUUGGCAUAAUCGCCCAUUUGGACAUAAGAAUGAACUUAUUAGAUUUUGGUAGUCAAAGGUCAAGGUCACUGUGACCUUGCGUUCAUCUCAUUCUCAUUAAGCUGAUAUC
Epinephelus lanceolatus (giant grouper) is the source of this 4278-nucleotide messenger RNA. RefSeq names its product carboxyl-terminal PDZ ligand of neuronal nitric oxide synthase protein. Lineage: Eukaryota; Metazoa; Chordata; Actinopteri; Perciformes; Serranidae. Gene Ontology annotation, molecular function: nitric-oxide synthase binding. The record is from RefSeq and is a predicted model, not a curated record.